This is a messenger RNA of Cricetulus griseus (Chinese hamster), 1641 nucleotides long. The record is from RefSeq and is a predicted model, not a curated record. Lineage: Eukaryota; Metazoa; Chordata; Mammalia; Rodentia; Cricetidae.
AUGCCACAGUUGGACCUGUCCUGCCUGCGAUGGAGCCUGGAGGCAUCCUCACUGUGGCUGCUUGUGCUGCUCAUCGGAGCUUCCUGGAUCUUGGCCCGUGUCCUAGCUCAGACCUAUUCCUUCUAUGGCACAUAUCAUCAUCUUUGUGGUUUCCCUCAGCCCCCCAAACGGAGUUGGUUCUUGGGCCACCUGGGCAUGGUCACCCCCACCGAGCAGGGUCUGAGGGAGGUGACUAAGCUGGUGGCCACCUACCCCCAGGGCUUCAUGACAUGGAUGGGACCCAUCCUCCCCAUAAUCACUCUGUGCCACCCUGACAUCAUUCGAGCUGUCCUCGGUGCUUCAGCUGCAGUCGCCAUCAAGGAAGUAGUCUUCUACACUUUCCUGAAACCCUGGCUGGGGGACGGGCUUUUGCUGAGUGCUGGUGACAAGUGGAGCCGCCACCGUCGCAUGCUGACACCUGCCUUCCAUUUCAACAUCCUGAAGCCCUAUGUGAAGAUAUUCAAUGACAGCACCAACAUCAUGCAUGCCAAGUGGCAGCGCCUAACCUCAGGUGGCAGUACCCGUCUGGACAUGUUUGAGAACAUCAGCCUGAUGACCUUGGACAGUCUGCAGAAAUGUGUCUUCAGCUUUGAUAGCAACUGCCAGGAGAAGCCCAGUGAGUAUAUUUCCACCAUCUUGGAACUCAGUGCUUUAGUGAACAAACGGUACCAGCAGCUGCUUCUACACAUAGACUCACUUUAUCAGCUCACCCCUAAUGGGAUGCGCUUCCAUAAGGCCUGCCGUCUGGUGCAUGACUUCACAGAUGCUGUUAUCCAGGAUAGACGACGUGCUCUCCCCAGUAAGCAUGGUGAUGAUGUUCUCAAGGCCAAGGCCAAGUCCAAAACUUUGGACUUCAUUGAUGUGCUGCUGCUGGCCAAGGAUGAAGAUGGAAAGGAGUUGUCAGAUGGGGACAUCAGAGCAGAGGCUGACACCUUCAUGUUUGAGGGCCAUGACACCACAGCCAGUGGGCUCUCCUGGACACUGUACAACCUGGCGAGGCAUCCAGAAUACCAGGAGCGCUGCCGGCAGGAGGUUCGGGAGCUGCUGAGGGACCGAGAGUCUCAGGAGAUUGAGUGGGACGACCUGGCCCAGCUGCCCUUCCUCACCAUGUGCAUCAAGGAGAGUCUGCGGCUGCACCCUCCGGUCACAGUCAUCUCCCGCUGCUGCACCCAAGAUAUUGGGCUCCCAGAUGGCCGGGUCAUCCCUAAAGGUGUCGUCUGCAUCAUCAAUAUUUUCGCGACCCAUCACAACCCAACUGUGUGGCCUGACCCUGAGGUCUAUGACCCCUUCCGCUUUGACCCAGAGAAUGUCAAGAACAGGUCACCUCUGGCUUUUAUUCCCUUCUCUGCUGGGCCCAGGAACUGCAUAGGACAGACUUUCGCCAUGAACGAGAUGAAGGUGGCAUUGGCGCUGACACUGCUGCGUUUCCGCGUCCUGCCUGACAAGGAGCCCCGCCGGAAGCCGGAGUUGAUCCUGCGCGCAGAGGGAGGGCUGUGGCUAAGAUGGCCUCCAUUAGCAACCCAGGCUCCUGGUACACAGGAUGUCCUGUCCUCUGACACCUCCUCCUCCACUGCAGUGGUCAACACCUUGUCAUGCAAAUAA